AUGGAGAAUUUAGAGGUUUCAUUAAGACGUAUGAUCAUUUACAACUCUUUUUAUUCCAUCGCGGAUCAAGUUUCAGGAACUACUUUUCUUUUGGCAUCGGCCAUUGGACAUCUCAAGUACAUCAGAGACAACAGACAACUUCUGAGGAUGUUUGAUCGGUUGAUGUCCCUCCGCAGAAAUAUAGAAGAUUAUUUCGGCCCACAAAUACUGGCUUUAACUGCGUCGUCUUUUGUAACUUCUGUCUUACUAUGUUUUUGGAUGACAACUAACUCCCUGGGAACUCUUCGCGUUCGAAGCUUUGACACGAGAACUAGGAGUGGUGUGGUCUUUUCGAUAUCGAUGGUGGAUGAAAUACCGGAGCUUGGUCACAUUCGUGAUUUCGAUUGGCACUGUUUUGCCUCAAAAUCGAUUUCAGCUAUUACUUCUGUUUUGGCAUCCGCCAUUGCUCACCUCAAACACAUCAGAGAGAACAAAGUGCUCUUGAGAAAGUUCGAGCAUUUAGUAUUCCUCCGCAGAACUAUCGAAGAAUAUUUCGGUCUUCAAAUCCUGGCUUUGAUCGCGACAUCAUUCGUAUCAGCUGGAUUUUUACAAGGAUCUUCUCGCCUUCGAACAGUCAACUCGAGAAUUAGGUGUGCCGUGGUGUUAUCGGUUCAGGUGGUGGAAGAAAUACCAGGAACAGAUUUCUGCAAUUGGUUCACUUUUGGCAUCCGCCAUCUUUCACCUCAAGAACAUCAGAGAGAACAAGGUGCUCUUGAGACAGUUCGAGCAGUUGGUAUUCCUCCGCAAAACUAUCGAAGAAUAUUUCGGUCUUCAAAUCCUGGCUUUGAUCGCGACAUCACUUGUAUCAGCUGUGGCUCUUGCCUUUUGGAUAGCUACAGCGAAGAUUGA
This is a messenger RNA of Nezara viridula (southern green stink bug), 888 nucleotides long. NCBI's taxonomy places the organism in Eukaryota, Metazoa, Arthropoda, Insecta, Hemiptera, Pentatomidae. The record is from the annotation of a GenBank genome assembly.